ACGACCGGGACAGUGUUGCCUAGCAGCUAGGCUGAGGACUCUGGGUAUUUCACGUUGCCUUUUUGUCAGAACAAGUCGAGGAGCCGCGGACAUUUCCCCCCUCUCCGUCUCUCUGACUGUCUCUCUGUCGCUGUCCGGACACAAACAUGCCCCACACCGUGACACUGAAGGGACCCUCACCUUGGGGUUUUCGGCUGGUGGGAGGACGGGAUUUCAGCACACCGUUAACCAUCUCCAGGGUAACACCAGGCAGCAAGGCGGCCCAGGGUGACUUGUGUCCAGGCGACACCAUCUUGGCUAUCAAUGGAGACAACACAGAGAGCAUGACACAUAUGGAGGCUCAGAACAGGAUCAAAACCUGCACCCAGCAGCUCACACUCAACAUCAGCAGGUCAGGAUCAGGAGACAGAGUCUGGUCACCAGCAGUUAGCGAAGAUGGCAAGACAAGUCCCUACAUGGAGCCUGACUCACAGAAUUUCCGUCCCAUCACCAGUGGAUAUGGCGGUUCCAGCCGCAAACCAUCUUACACCCCUGAGUCCCCGCAGGCUCUCCAGCCAUCUCCCCAGCCGACUCCCCAGCCGACUCACAUGAACAACGGCCACUCCAGACCCAACAACGGCCACAGCUAUGGAUACGGGAAUGGAACCGGGCACGCUCAGUACAACAACCCAGCGGGACUGUAUGCUCAUAAUGGCAGCAAUGGAGACAGAUCUCUGCCGAGCAAGAUGGGAGGCCUCAGCCUCACACACAGCCCUGAGCCUCCCAUGCACUCCCCUGUGGGGCGCAACGGCACCGGUAAUGGUUUCGACACACAGUCAGACGUCUACAAGAUGCUGCAGGACUAUGAGGAGCCCGUCUCCGAACCCAAACAGUCUGGCUCCUUCAAAUACCUCCAGGGAAUAUUGGAGGCUGAGGAUGGAGGCGUGUCCCCAACGGACAGAAUGAGAAACCUGAAGUCACCAGUGAGGUCCCCAAUCCCAAAACUGGGCAGCCCCAUCCCUGGUCCCAUGUCUGGUCUUCAGAAACUACCCCAGUGCACACGCUGCUGUAAUGGCAUUGUGGGCACCAUUGUGAAGGCCAGGGACAAGCUCUACCACCCUGAGUGCUUCAUGUGUGACGACUGCGGCAUCAACCUCAAACAGAGAGGCUACUUCUUCAUCGAAGACAACCUGUACUGUGAGACCCACGCCAAGGCCCGCGUCCAGCCCCCAGAGGGCUACGACGUCGUUGCCGUUUACCCCAACUCCAAGGUGGAGCUAGUCUGAGAAUGCAAAUGGAGCCGGCCAUACUGUAAUGAACCAGGGAAACUAAAAUCUGAGGGAUGGGGUUAUUUAGUAUCCUGGUCCACAUUUAUUAGAAGCUCUAGGGCAGGAAUGGUGAUCUUGGAUCAGUUUAGCCUUUUUGGAAGGGUCAUGAGAGAUUUGGGUUUCAGUGAUCCCAGGUUAGUAUUUCUACACUGACUGAUAAAUGAGGCAAGCAGGGCAUAUACAUGUUAUAUAUUUUGAGCGUAUAUUAAAAUAUGUGGACAGAAUAAGGCUCUGGUCUGAUCCCAAAACUCCAACCGCUAUAAAAGCUGGCAUCUUAUUCUAUAGCCCCACUUCUCCCCCUGAAUUCCCUCAUCUCUUAAUCAAUGUGUUUACACACACACAGAAUAUUCCAGAUUCAAGCAUAAAUGUCAGUCAAACAGCAAACAGGGAAAUGGCGUUCAUAUGCAUCUUUGUCCAUCACAAAUAAAUAUUAUCCAUCAAACAGAACAUACACAGACAACGAAAAUCAGUGAAAAGUUAACAUGGACUGUCAUGUAUCCUGUCAAUAUCAGCAUAUUCCAGCCGUCACAUUUUGAAUUUGAAACAAUCUGGUUAUAUUUUUAUAAUCAACAGAAUACUGAAUGUCUGAAAUCAUUUUGAAAUAUGAAUGUGGAUACAAACAACACUCACGAGCCUGUGUGCCUUAGAAAAAAAAAAUAAUAUAAAAACUAGGCUACAAGAGUGUUUUCUAUAGAUAG
Messenger RNA from Myripristis murdjan (pinecone soldierfish), 2005 nucleotides. It is a transcript of the gene pdlim4, whose product is annotated as PDZ and LIM domain 4. The record is from RefSeq and is a predicted model, not a curated record. The coding region runs from base 147 to 1265 and encodes 372 amino acids. Gene Ontology annotation, molecular function: actin binding; muscle alpha-actinin binding. NCBI's taxonomy places the organism in Eukaryota, Metazoa, Chordata, Actinopteri, Holocentriformes, Holocentridae. Gene Ontology annotation, cellular component: Z disc; adherens junction; filamentous actin. The transcript is spliced from 7 exons. Gene Ontology annotation, biological process: heart development; actin cytoskeleton organization; muscle structure development.